This is a messenger RNA of Salvelinus fontinalis (brook trout), 2266 nucleotides long. RefSeq names its product beta-1,3-galactosyltransferase 1-like. The record is from RefSeq and is a predicted model, not a curated record. Gene Ontology annotation, cellular component: membrane. The transcript is spliced from 2 exons. Lineage: Eukaryota; Metazoa; Chordata; Actinopteri; Salmoniformes; Salmonidae. Gene Ontology annotation, molecular function: N-acetyl-beta-D-glucosaminide beta-(1,3)-galactosyltransferase activity. The coding region runs from base 137 to 1435 and encodes 432 amino acids.
AAUUGACUGAGGUUUGGACGACCUAAAUCUGCCUACCUGCCUGCAUGAGUAUGACACAACAAGAGUUGACCGAGGAGGGACUACCUAAACAUGAAUACCUGCCUGGCAGCCAUCCCCAGCUAGAUAGAUAUCCAACAUGGUGGAAGAUGGCACUAAGAAUGGAGGAAGAAGAAAGGAGAUGUCGGAAGGCAGGAGAUACUGUGGCUGGUCCCGUUUCCGUUGCUGUUUCCUCAUCCUGCUCCUCACAGCAAUGGUCUUCUUCUACUUCGGCGAUCGGUCAGUAGAGUGGGUCCCAACACUAGACAGGGCCUCAAAAUGGUGGGCAGAAUUCCGUGGUGGUUCACCAAGCAGAUCUGGUUCUACCAACACCAGUAGGGAAGUAGUUUCUCUAAACUCCACUGAUUUUACCAUAGACGCUCAUGAAACUGCAUCUGCCAAUUCAACAGAUCGUCAGACUUCACUUAUCCACUCUACUCAGCAGGCCAUCAAACUCAACACAACACAUAAUGAAACUAGUUCCGUCACGUCUGCAAUGACCAUCACUGAUCUGAUCACAGAGGUCAAGGCAGUUCGGUCCACUCCUCCUCCGUAUGUGUCCCCAGGACCGUACCAUGUAGAAUACCCAUCAGAGUACAUCUUCAUCCUGGAUGAGCCAGAGAAAUGUCGGGAGCAGAACCCCUUCCUGGUUCUGAUGGUGCCAGUGGCGCCCUAUAACAGGGACGCUCGGGAGGCCGUCCGCAGUACUUGGGGCAGUGAGAGGCAGGUACUGGGCAAAGAGGUCCGUCUGUUCUUCCUGCUGGGACUGCCCAGUGGAGAGGAGACAGAGCAGCUCCAGGAGAAGGUGCUGCAGGAGAGCAAAGAGCACCAGGAUCUGCUGCAGAGCGACUUCAUAGACGGCUACAAAAACCUGACCAUCAAGACCAUGGUGAUGAUGGAGUGGCUGAGCUCUCGCUGCCCCAACGCCUCCUACGCCAUGAAGAUCGACUCAGACAUGUUCCUCAACGUGAACACCUUGGUCAACAUGCUGCUUCACGCUCCAAAACAGAACUACCAGACUGGACUAGUGGCCCAAUGGGGCGCCGUUCUAAGAGACCGUAACUCCAAAUGGUACCUUCCAAUGGAGGUGUUUCCUGAACCAGUAUAUCCACCUUACGCUCUGGGCCUGGGCUAUGUCUUCACCUUAGACCUCCCCAGGAAGCUGGUGGAGGCGUCCAGGCAUGUUAAAGCCGUCUACAUAGAGGAUGUGUAUCUGGGACUGUGUAUGAGACACCUGGCCAUCCGGCCUACUGACCCCCCCAGUGGAAACCUCUUCCAGGUUUUCCCUGUGGCUUAUGACCGCUGCACCUACUCACGGCUGAUAGCCACCACCACAAACAGUAUCACUGACCAGGUCAAUGCAUGGAAAGACCUACACAAACCUGGUCCUCCCUGCUGAUCUCAUACAGUAACAGACUGACUGAUGUACCAAUCACUUCCUCAUUGUUUGUUCAACCACUAACUAACAAACAAACUAAGAAGGCGACGUCUCCAAGGUGAUGGGGAAAGGAUAUACAACAUUUCUGGAUGAUCUGAAAACAGCUGUGCAGCAACACUCCCCAUCCAACCUGACAGAGCUUGAGAGACUCUGCAAAGAAGAAUAGGAGAAACUCCCCAAAUACAGGUGUGCCAAGCUUGUAGCAUCAUACCCAAGAAGACUCAAGGCUGUAAUCACUGCCAAAGGUUCUUUAACAAAGUACUGAGUAAAGGGUCUGAAUACUUUCGUGAAUAAAAUAUUUCAGUUUUUAUUUUUAAUAAAUUAGCAAAAAUUUCUAAAAUCCUGUUUUUGCUUUGUCAAUAUGGGGUAUUGUGUGUAGAUUGAUGAGGGGAAAUAACUAUUUAAUACAUUUUAGAAUAAGGCUUUAACCUACCAAAAUGUGGGAAAAGUCAAGGUAUCUGAAUACUUUCCAAAGGCUCUGUAUACCUUGGUGAAGAACAUUUACACCCUGAAGGACCAGUUUCUUCACGUUACGUCCUUUGGGAGAAUGUUCAUUUUCUCUGAACCAAGGCAGACACCUUGCCUCACCGGUUUUUCCUUCAAAAGCCUUUUUUAAACAAAGACUGAGAGCAGCAGUUAUCUGUCUAACCUGGACUAAGAAAUGGAUUCACCGGGUUGGGUCUGUCUGUGGUGAAUGUGUGUACUACACUGAAGCAGCAAACACCCAGAACAAGUUAAACAGGUUUAUUGUAAUAGAGACUAGUUGGCUGUGUUUAGACAGGCAGACCAGUU